UGGGGGCGUGGCCAGGCCGUCGGGGCGCGGCUAGGGCUCGCGGAGCUCAUUCAACGCUCCAGGUGUCCCACUUGGCUCGAGACCAGAACUGUUUGGAUUUAACAGUCCGUGGACGGCCCGAGUCUGAGAGUCCAGUGACCGGACCGUGAUCUAGUGUAAAGGCGAGGCCCAGAGGGUGAGAAGGAGAAGGCGAGACAUGAGAUCUGGCCUCCCGCCCCGCCCAGCCAUGUGGCACUCGCUGGUCCUGCUGCUGCUGCUCCCCUCUGCCUUGGUGCCCCCCUCCACUGCAGCCCCGAUCCGUGACACCGACGCCCAGGAAAGCUCCUCGGGUUUCCUAGGCCUCCAGAGACUGCUACAAGGUUUCACCCGGCUUUUCCUGAAAGAUGACCUGCUGCGGGGCAUGGACAGUUUCUUCUCCGCCCCCUUGGACUUGCGGGGCCUCCCUACGAACUACCACCAAGAAGAGAACCAGGAGCGCCAGCUGGGGAACAGCACUCUCUCCAGCCACCACCAGAUCGACAAGGUGACCGACAACAAGACAGGAGAGGUGCUGAUCUCCGAGAAGGUGGUGGCAUCCAUUGAGGCAGGAGAUGGGAGCGUGGAGAGUGACUGGAAGGUACCCAAGAUAGAGGAGAAGGCGGCCCUGGUGCCCCUCCCCAAGGCCAUGGACAGCUUCCACCCAGAACCCCACCCCCGAGUGGCCUUCUGGAUUAUGAAGCUACCGCGGCGAAGGUCUCAUCAGAGUGUCCCAGAGGGCAACCGUGCUAUCAGCGAGAAGGAACACCGCCUGCAGGCCAUCCGGGACGGGCUCCUCGAGGGGACCCGAGAGGAAGCCCUGCAGAAAGGGACCCAGGCCGCCCCCCACUUCAAGCCGCCUGCCCGCAAGACGCACUUCCUGUACAUUCUCAGGCCGUCUCAGCAGCUCUAGGUGUGGGGAUGGGAACGCCUGCAUGUACCCACAACCAGACCCCACCCCAAGCUCCAUGUGGAAAUAAAGUUCUUACAUCGAAAA
This is a messenger RNA of Myotis davidii, 1012 nucleotides long. RefSeq names its product dickkopf-like 1 (gene DKKL1). Lineage: Eukaryota; Metazoa; Chordata; Mammalia; Chiroptera; Vespertilionidae. Gene Ontology annotation, molecular function: co-receptor binding; receptor antagonist activity. Bases 197 to 928 code for a protein of 243 amino acids. The record is from RefSeq and is a predicted model, not a curated record. The transcript is spliced from 5 exons. Gene Ontology annotation, biological process: negative regulation of canonical Wnt signaling pathway.